Malurus melanocephalus (red-backed fairy wren) is the source of this 3673-nucleotide messenger RNA. It is a transcript of the gene RIC3, whose product is annotated as RIC3 acetylcholine receptor chaperone. Gene Ontology annotation, cellular component: intracellular membrane-bounded organelle; neuron projection; neuronal cell body. NCBI's taxonomy places the organism in Eukaryota, Metazoa, Chordata, Aves, Passeriformes, Maluridae. The coding region runs from base 31 to 1191 and encodes 386 amino acids. Gene Ontology annotation, biological process: protein localization to cell surface; synaptic transmission, cholinergic. The record is from RefSeq and is a predicted model, not a curated record. The transcript is spliced from 6 exons.
CCGCGGGCGCGGUGAGCGCCCGGCCCCGCCAUGGCGGCCUGGACGUGCUGCCGGGUGGCCGCCGUGUCCUGCCUGGUGCUCUGCGUCUCCCUCCUUCUGCCGCGCACCUUCCUGCCCCGGGCCGGCAGCAGGCAGGAGCCCGGCGCCGCGCCGCCCGAGGGGAAACUUGGUCGCUUUCCACCGAGGAUGCAUUCCCACGCCACUCCCGAGAGCCGAACUGUCCCUCAUUUUCCAAGGUCUCACCUUACUGAAGCAGUUGCCAAAGCCAAGGCAGGUGGAGGUGGUAGUGGAAGCACUGGUGGAACUGGGAGAGGUCUUGUGGGACAGAUUAUCCCUAUAUAUGGAUUUGGCAUCUUCUUAUAUAUCCUCUACAUUUUAUUUAAGCUGGCUUCCAAGGGAAGGACUACUCCUGCAGAGCGGAAAUGCCCUACUGCUACACCUGGGAACAUGAAGAGGAAAAUCACUGACUAUGAACUCACUCAGCUCCAGGAAAGACUGAGAGAGACAGAAGAAGCUAUGGAAAAAUUAAUCAACAGAGUAGGACCUAUGUAUGACAGCAGGACUCAAAAUGUCACAACAGACCAGGAAAAGAUGUUACUUCAACAACUCCGAGAAAUUACUAGAGUUAUGAAAGAAGGAAAAUUUAUAGAUGACAUCUCUCCUGAGAAGGAAGCUGAGGASGCUCCUUACAUGGCGGAUUGGGAAGGUUAUCCAGAAGAGACCUAUCCUGUCUACGACAAUUCGGAUUGCUUCAAGCGCAAACAGGACACAAUCCUUGUAGAUUACCCUGACCUGAGCCAGCCCUCUCCAGAAGAACUGGCAGAAAGAAUGGAGGGCAUGGAAGACGAGGAGUAUCCUUAUGAUGAAACCCUGCUAAGUGAUCUCACCAUGGGAAUGGCUGGUCARGAUUCAAUGCAGGAAAAGGGUGAGGUAACUCUCAGCAGUGAGGAGAAGAGUGACCUUCCUCCCAGCCAAAGCACUGGGGAGUGCUGCUGUUGCUGUGAUGAUCCUGCUGUCGUAGCAGAGAAUGCUGGAUUCCACUCUGAGAGCUGCAGUGAAGUAGAAGAGACAAGCCAAGAGGAUCUGUCUGUAGAGUCAGAAAAUGAAAAUGCAGCACUGGAAAAACAAAAGGCCAGUGAUUCAGAGGAGGCAGGCACACUGAGAAAGCGCAACACCAAAGUACUUGAUUGAUGGGGACAACAGUGGAUGUUAUCUAGAUGGUAAGGGUAGAGGUCAUAAAUUGUCAUUCAUGUGGUUUUUGUUCCCUCCAUCUGCCUGAACUGGAAGCCAGUGUCCUCUUUCAUGCACUCAUSGUGGGUUACCAUGAUGUUGCCAACUGUGCUUUGUCUUUGAUUUUUGAAGCCUUGUAUUUUGGAGCAGAUAUUUGUGACUUCUUCCUUUUCAAUUCCGAAGGAGCUGUCCUUGGUUUUGCCCUUUGUCAUCCCAGAGUUAACCAAAUGUCUCUUCUGACUUUUUCAAAAACGUCUGUGUGCUACCAGUUAGAAAAGUUAAUCAARUCCUUAUGUAUACAUGUAUUCAGUGGGAUGCUGAAGGACAAAAUAUGCCUUCUUUCUCUUACCUGAAUGUUACCUGGUCAGCAGAGCAGAUCAUAGUCACACACGACACUCUCAACUCUGUCAUUGCUCUGUAUGCUUGAGAAACUGCUGUCACUACAGUCCACAAAGAUCAUAAUGCUGCCCACAGCCCUUUCCCAGUUAUUCUGUGUUGCUGGAAUGGUAGCCUGAUCCAUGUUGUGUUACUUGUGUGAGCAAGACUGAAGCUCUGUGAGUUGUGCUUUAACUUUGCCUUAGCUGUGGUGAAAUUCCCAGAUGAUUGCAGGAAGUGGACUACAAUGUGUGAGAGCACUAAAAAUAUCCCCAGAGAUUAAAACCAAAAAAGCAGCAUUAAGGUUUGUCAGUUAAGGAGAGAACAGCAUGAGGGUGCCCCUUAGACUGAAGGGAGCAGGUAGACUUUUCCUUCUUCCGGGAAAUGUGCAGGUUCUUUAUGCUCUUGGAAUGUUGCUGUCACCAUCUUGUUGAGGCACCGCCAGGUAUGGGAUGAGAGGGUGCUGGAGUCAAGGGCUCCUGAGGGAGGUGCCCAAGGGACAGCAGGUGGGGUGGGCCCCAGGAAAGGGUCCCUCAGCCCCCAUGACCCUCCUCCCUCUCCCAUAUCUGGGCAUUUUUCAGGCCACAGGCUCACCAUAACCUGAUGCAUUGGGCCACACUCCAUGGCCCAGUCACAGUGACUUGUUUGUGAUGUCACCAGUAUCCUGAGUGCUCUGGCACUAUGGAAGCAGGGGCCUCUGCAGCUGCCCUCCUGCCCACCCAGCUCCAAAGCCGUUGAAGAAUGACUGGAARGAAGAAAAGCUGGAGCAGGGAGGCAAAUGGCAGCCCACCUUUGUAAGGGACAGCAGCAGGGCUCCUUCCAGUGAUGGCCGAAGAGGAAGACAUGUGCCAGGAUGAGGCUGUUGGGACAGUGGAACAGGAUGAACAAAAUCACCCCUCUGGCAUUGGCACCACCACCCUCAGUUCCCUGAUCAUAGCCAUGCAGAACUUGGCUCUGUGCCCACCAGGGAAUGGUGUCCAGCGCAGGGACAUUGGCAUGCCAGGGAGCAGCUGGAGCAGUGACCUGGGUGGCCGCCCAUGUUUGCCUGGAACAGCACAGAGACGUGUCCACAAGCAGCCAAAGAGGGAGUCACGUUCCCUGGGCCUGAAAAAUGGCAAUCCACGGUGCAGAAUGAGGAGGAAGAGAAGGAGGAGGAGGAGGAGGCGGCAGCAUAGGAGGAACAUCAGCCCUUGCACCAUGAGAACCAUUGCCCACAUGCGAGGAACGACAUCCAGCGCAUGGCUCCGGGAACCCCGGCGUUUCAGAGCCCACACCUGCCUGACUGACAAAUAAGCAACAGGACAAGGAUGAAAAUGCUGUCAUCCUCUUUAUUUGGUAGUUGGGCAACAGCAUCUGUGCUCCUGUGACCCCUAAAGUAGGUGGUGUUUUUUGGAAACUUUCUGGUUCCAUGUCCACAUCCUGCUUUGCUGGUGCCACCUCACAUCCUGGGAUUUUUUAAGCUAUUACGUCAACAAUUUGAGAUGAGGGUUGUUGUUUUUUCUAAACAGUCAAAUUAUCCUAAUGAAAGCAUGGAGCGCUAGGAAUUUUUCUCUCCAAAUAUGCUAGGUAGUAUUACAGAGUCCUAGUCUCCACAAGGGGCCUGUACUGCUGGCUCACCCAUUCCAUCUCCUAGCAUCAACAAUUAUUGUGUUGAUUGCCAUGCAUGGUGUGAACCCUUCCUUCCCAUCCCCUCCCUGCAGCCUUCCUGGAGCUCCUCUGCUCUGAGUUACAGGGAAAGAACAUGAAUUGACUUGGCUUCCAGCAGGCUAUUGCACUGAGGUGACAGGAGUGUCCCCACGAGAACCACUGAGGUUACUGGGGUCUGGAGGGGAGGUUUCUUCAGUCUGGGACAACGUUCCCUGAUGGAUGAGUGAAGUCAGGCUUGCAUGAAGAGUAUUGGCAGAUCAAGCCAAGAAUGUGGACAGCUAUUUCUUUGGAGAAGCAGCAGAUGGCAGUUCAGCCAGGAAGAAGUGCUGUCCUUCUCAUGGAGGUCCCUUCUAGCUGCUUCAUAAGUUCUUUUCAAUGCUGGGAAAUCCAUUUUAAAAAACCAAACCAAUAAAGAAGAAAA